This is a messenger RNA of Pogona vitticeps (central bearded dragon), 3871 nucleotides long. RefSeq lists its product as uncharacterized. The record is from RefSeq and is a predicted model, not a curated record. Lineage: Eukaryota; Metazoa; Chordata; Lepidosauria; Squamata; Agamidae.
GGAGCGCCUCUCGCCGGCCAGAAGAGCCACCGCCGUUUUCUCUCGGAAAACCAAAUCAGGGAAGGAAUCUAUGGUGUGUGGCUCUUUUUUUUUUUUAAAGAUAAUUAAAAAACCUUGAUCGGAAUUUCCUUUCGACACCCCCCCCGAAUGGACCGGAUCGGCUGGCAGGGAGGGAUGGAUCGGGUCCUUCCUCCUCCUUCUCCGAGAGCGCAAAGGGUAAGACCAUAAAGAGAAGUUUUGCGUUCGUCCUCUGCGCCUUCUGUCUGAGAAGAGGACCGGCCUUCUGCUUCUUGGAUCCAACAUGUCGACGCCAUUUGCCGAUUGCAAUGGAGACACUGCAGUGUCACGUUGAGUUCCCGCUGACCACUCUGACCGGCGAUUUUCUACUCCAUCCUGGUUGAAUCUCUUUGGAAAAGGACCCACACCUUCUUGUCUUCCUGGUGGCCUCCUUGCCUCUGUGAUGAUGGCCCCCAGCCUGUUGGUUGCAUCUGCGUUGUUGGUGUGCACCUUGUUACAUGUGGUGGGUUCUCAGAACCACAUCAAGAACCCAAAGGGGCCGAUGAGGGAACGCGCCCUCCUGAUCAAUGAGGUCAAUGCUGAUAAUCCCGGAGAGGAUGCCCUGGAAUAUUUGGAACUGUAUCAUAGCAGUGGCCAACAGGCCCCUCUCGAUGGCUACUCCGUCGUUCUCUACAAUGGCAAUGGCAACACAGCCUACUAUGUCAAACCUCUUGAAGGCCUCUCCACCGACAACCAAGGCUUCCUCCUCCUCGGAUCUUCCGCGGUGGUCCCGAGACCCAAAGUCAUUCUUCCAAAAAACACAAUCCAGAACGGACCAGAUGCCAUCGCUCUCUAUUUUGGACGGAGAGACUUGUACAGGGGCAUGAACGUUACCAGCGAGGGCUUGGUGGAUGCUUUGGUCCACAAAUCUAAAGCAAGCGACCGAGCGGAUGACUUGGUCCGUAUUCUGACCCCCGGGGUGGAGCCGUUCCUUGAGGACCCUCUCUUCAGGACCACCGACGAAUCGCUGGAGAGGUGCCAAAGGCUGGGUUCUCAGUGGUUUUUCCAAGUGGGUGCCCCUACCCCCGGCUGGGAUAACCACUGUAUUCCUUUUGCACAACUAAACGCCUCCUCCGUGUUGCUCAAUGAGGUCAAUCCUGUGGUUGAGUUCGUAGAGCUGCAGGGGCUUCCUUCCACCGAGGUGAAAGACCUGGUGCUGGUCUUCGUUAAUGGGAGCAACCAGAUUAAUUUUGUCAUGGAAGUACAUGGCAAGACCUCUCCUGAUGGCCUGCUUCUCCUUGGCUCAGAUCAUCACAAACAUACAGUUGACCUGGCUUUCCCCAGCAACUCCAUGAAACCCCCCUUCGGAGCCAACACCAGCGCUGUUGCCCUGUUCAGAGGGAGUGCCCGCAGCUUUGCUGUGGGGGAUACCGUGUCGACUGUUGGCCUUCUGGAUGCCUUGGUUUACACAGUGGGUGAGCGCACGGAAUCAAAGCUGCAGGACACGUUGACCCAUGGGAAGCCUCCUUUCCAUGUGAAAGAAGAAUCGUUGUCCAACUGCUCAUCCAUCAGCCGGUGUGUCUGCUGCAGCCUCACCCGGGAUCCUUCUGCCUACGUUCUCGACCUGCCCACGCCAGGGCAAUUCAACGACUGCCCCAAGAAGCGCUUCGGUCAAGAUAUUUCCUUGUGCUUUCAAGUACCAGAUUGCCCGAAAGACAUCCCAGUGGAAAGUGAGAUUCUCGCGUUUUUGUCCCUGGCCUUGGAGAAGCAGUGUGGCUGCAGAGUGUUUCCUGCUUAUUUCAAAGAUCCGGUUGUGACUUGCCAGGAUGGAGGACUGGUGUUCACGGCUCAGCUGACGGCUAGAUCAGCCCCACAGCUUCAGAGCUUGCUGCAGGCCCUUUCGAUCAUCUUGCAGAGCAAGGAGGCAGUGAGGUUCAGGAAAUGGAACAGCACGGCGGUCCAGUCUUGCUCGAGUGGGGCGAACAUGACCGAAAGUCCUUCAGGGGUAACAUCUGAGGAGCCAAAGACGAUCCAGACCACACAAGCUCCUCGCGUGGAGUUGCUGAUCAAUGAGGUGAAUCCCGACAACCCAGGUUCUCGAGAGGAUACGGAGUACGUUGAACUUUUCUAUCCUGGCCCAGCGCCGUUUGAGCUCCGAGACUACUGGCUCGUUCUUUACAAUGGCAAGAACGACCUUGCUUACCAGGUGGUAAGCCUGGGGGGCCACCGUACGGACAGGUGGGGCUAUUUCCUGGUGGGUAGCUCUGGGGUGGCCCCCACGCCCUCCAUUGUCUUGCCUGACAACACCAUCCAGAACGGAGCAGAUGCGGUGGCCCUCUACCGCAGCACCAAACCCAUCUAUCAAGUCAACAUGCCCGUGACCGCCGAGGGGCUGGUGGACGCGGUGGUGUACACCGCCCGGGGGUCGUACCGCGCCGAGAAGCUCCUUGAUAUCCUAACUCCGGGACAGAGUAUCCUGUACGAAAACGAUUCUCACAGCACUCAAGACGAGUCUCUCAGUCGAUGUCGAAGCCUGAGGCCCCGAGACCACAGUAGCUUCCAGGUGGCGGAAAUAACUCCUUUCCGUGAAAAUGCUUGCACGGCGGUUGCCCCAAACGCCACGGAAGAAGCACCCCGCAGUCAUUCCAUGGUGAUCAAUGAAGUGGGUGUGGCAACCGGCACAGCGCUGUACCAGUUUGUUGAGCUGAAAGGACCCUCGGGGGCCAGCUUGAAAGGGUUUUCCUUGAUGUUCUUUUCUGGUCAUGAGGCCAAGCCGUACGCCAGUCUCCAACUGCAGGGCACAUUCGGAAGCAACGGGCUUUUUGUCGUGUCACCAGGACAGUCCAGCGAUGGCCACAGUCAUGAACAGCUGGUGAAGCCCUCUCUUUGGAGCGAUCCCUCCUCACAUCAGAAGAGCCAUGGGGUCGCUCUGUUCAGGCAUACGCAGGCUCGGAAGGGCGCACACGUUCCUGAUGAGAUUGUGGAAGACGUGGUGGUCUUCUCCUGGGAGACUGGCACCAGCCGAGAUCAGCCUGGCCUUCCUGGACCCAUCUAUCUCAUACCUAGGAAAGGAGAAAGAUGGCUGUCCUUAAGCCGCUGUUCUUCCUGCAACGAAACCUUUGCCGUCUCGGAUCCCACACCUGGCUUGGAGAAUCAGUGCCCUCAGCCACCUCAGCCAUCCCUGGAUCUCCGAAUGUGCCUGCUGACACCCAAUUGUUCCUUGUGGCCUCCGAGUCCUCCCGUUCUGGCUAGUCUCCAGCGUGCGUUGGUGAGAUCUAUGGAGGAGAGCUGUUCCUGUGGAGUCUCAUCCUGCUAUAUACAAGAGCUUCGUUUCACCUGCCUCGAUUCGAUCCUGAAGCUCUCUGGCCAGAUCUUGACCAGGUCAGAGGAACAGCGGCAGCUGCUUGCUCGGUGGCAGGCGAAUUUUUCUGCAAGUCCCAACCCCUUUCCUGUGGACGGGAGGCUCCUCAAAGUAAACACAGCGUGCCCAUCUCCAAACAGAAUGGAACCGAGCCUUAAAGGACAUUCGUUUCAACCUUGGGAGACCGCUCUCAUUGUCGUGGGCUCCGUUUCGCUCGCCCUGCUCUUAGGAGCGCUGGCCGUUUAUUACUUAAAAAGACGGCCUCAUAAUUACAACACCAUUGAGAUGAACGACCGUUGUGAAAUUAUGGCGGACAUCUAACCCUGCCAGGAAAAGGCUAAAUCUGGAACCGCUGAGGAGCAACAGAACUAUCUCAAGUAUGGCAGCUCAAGACACCUGGCGCGGAUGACCAGGGAAUGUAACACUGCCCACGUCAAAGCCAUGGAUUUAUUUAUUAUGAUCUUUCCCUUUCCAUCUUUAGUAGGACAGGUAUAAAAGUAUGUCUGAAAUCUG